Coregonus sp. 'balchen' is the source of this 5656-nucleotide messenger RNA. The record is from the annotation of a GenBank genome assembly. Lineage: Eukaryota; Metazoa; Chordata; Actinopteri; Salmoniformes; Salmonidae.
AUGGAUAAACACACACAAGAUGGCUGGUUUCCCAUUGAGGAAGAUACUGCUCCAUUGUCUCCUAAACGACCAAGGACAGAUUGCACAAUAACAAACAAACACAGUUGCAAAACCCAUUUCGAAUUCCCGGAACCGUUGAGUUUCCGGAACAACGACGGUAUCGCAUCACUGCAGAAUAGGCCUAUUUUUCAGGAGGACAAAACAUAUAGAGUUGAAUCUGACCAUGAAUAUCUCAAAUUCACAGUGACAGGAUUUUAUUGUGAAGAAAUGGGAAAAGAGGAGAGUACAGCUCUCAGAGAUAAUCAGACAAGCGCAGGGUCAUGUGUAAUCAGUCCUCACAGUACAGAGAGAGACUCUCAAGGUCUAUGUCAAGGGGUAGAUGAGCAACAUGAUCCACUUAGUGAAACAGGCACCUCUUCUUACAGCUUUCACUAUAGAAAUGAAGCAGGGUGUGCGUCAGCAAAGUCUCACACUUCUGAUGACACAACAACUGAUACAUCCUCAAGUUAUGAUUUCAAUCAGCCUGGGAAAUCACUCGAAUGCACUCUCACCGGUACUAGUCCCUCAGCAGAUGAAGAAGCAAUGACUGAACAAAAUGGUGACAGCCGCAUCCCAGUAACCGACCACAGCUCAAGUAUGAGUGACGGCACUGAAGAACCUGAUUACACCUGUGAAAGCCUGGCUCUGAAUUCAGCCAUUUACAGCAUGGGCUUCAUCAAAGGAUCUACUGAAGGUGAAAAUAAUCAUCAGAUUCAGAAUGAGGAUAAAUAUGGAUUCAAUCAAAGUAUCUGCAAUGAGAAAGAGGCCAGGCGUUACCCUUUACCCAGUGAUUACAGAGAGGACUGCGAGUCAUCUGGCUCUCGUGCUGAAAUGGACCCUUUUGGGAACUUUACAGGAGUGAAAAAACACGAGGGAAAUGAAGCCAGAUUGCAGAAUGAUGUGAGAGAAAAUGCAGAUGUCUGCAAUAGAGAAGCAAAAGCCCAAGUUAACAAGGAGGACUUCAUGCAUAAUGACAGCUCUGCCGCAGCUGAGACAGUAGUUGAAUAUGUAGAUGGCUCCGUUGUCACUUGUUAUACGGUAUUAGACAGUCAUGUACUGAGUGAUGGGGCUGAGAUCAAGAUGGUUCUUAAGCAUGAUGAUCUCCGUGAAGCAACGUGGGGGCACGCUGUUGGCACGGUGACAGCUGAAACUUUGUGUGAACUGGGUGUUGAUCACAGCACAACUCAGAAACUGUCGGUUUCAACAGGCCUCUGUCAAAAGCCAGCUGAUGUUAAUCGCAACAAGAUAGCAAGUGUAACCGAACAUGCAGUUUGCUGUGACAUCAACAGAGUGACUCUAGAAACUAUGUCUCCUCUCCACCCACCACAUCCAGAAUAUACGACGUCUCCUCUCUACCCAGCACAACCAGAAGAUACUACGUCUCCUCUCCACCCACCACAACCAGAAGAUACCACGUCUCCUCUCCACCCACAACCAAAAGAUACCACGUCUCCUCUCCACCCACAACCAAAAGAUACCACGUCUCCUCUCCACCCACAACCAGAAGAUACCACGUCUCCUCUACACCCACAACCAGAAGAUACCACGUCUCCUCUCCACCCACCACAACCAAAAGAUACCACGUCUCCUCUCCACCCACCACAACCAGAAGAUACUACGUCUCCUCUCCACCCACAACCAAAAGAUACCACAUCUCCUCUCCACCCACCACAACCAGAAGAUACUAUGUCUCCUCUCCACCCACAACCAGAAGAUACUACGUCUCCUCUCCACUCACCACAACCAGAAGAUACCACGUCUCCUCUACACCCACAACCAGAAGAUACCACGUCUCCUCUCCACCCACAACCAAAAGAUACUACGUCUCCUCUCCACCCACCACAACCAGAAGAUACUACGUCUCCUCUCCACCCACCACAACCAGAAGAUACCACGUCUCCUCUCCACCCACAACCAAAAGAUACCACGUCUCCUCUCCACCCACCACAACCAGAAGAUACCACGUCUCCUCUCCACCCACAACCAGAAGAUACUACGUCUCCUCUCCACUCACCACAACCAGAAGAUACCACGUCUCCUCUACACCCACAACCAGAAGAUACCACGUCUCCUCUCCACCCACCACAACCAGAAGAUACUAUGUCUCCUCUCCACCCACAACCAGAAGAUACCACAUCUCCUCUCCACACACCACAGCCAGAAGAUACCACGUCUCCUCUCCACCCACUACAACCAGAAGAUACCACGUCUCCUCUCCACCCAACACAACCAGAGAAUACCAGGUUUCCUCUCCACCCACCACAACAAGAAGAUUUCCUCCUGAGGACUGCUGAAUACGUCAGGAAUGCUACUUUGGAGCUCUCUUGUCAUUUUGAUGCUCAAAAUGGAACCCAACUCAAAGGUGAAUAUGAGGACACCUGUCAGUUAUCGGUGGAACAGUGCAGCUGCACAACAGAGGAACAUGACUCAAGCAGCCAGGGGAUCCAUCAUUGGGAGCCACUUCUCAGCAGCACUCCUGUCCAUGAAGAGAGUUAUGAUGCUGAAGAGGGAAGCAAAGUAAGUUCUGACACAGCAAAACACCUUUGUGAGGAAUGGGACCCAGCUGGCCAGGUUUCUACCAUUAAAGACUAUCUAAAGACACAUGAAACUGUUAGUUUGCCAUCUGAGUGUGCAGUUCUGAAUGGGAUAAUGGAGGAAAACGGUGACAGUGUUACAGAAACUGACCUGCAUGUCAAGUCAGUGAACAAGGAACUUGGAAUGAUAACUCGCUGUGACAUUCUAAGCACAGGGGUCAUAGGUGCAAUGACUGGUGAGUGGAUCAACAACUGGGCCGAAGGAGAACUCUGCAAAAUUGCAGACAUACCAAUACUCCACCUUCCUGUAGAAGCUACACCUGGAACUGUUCUCUUGCAGGCUGCCAAGGAGGGUCCAGCAGUUGAUCACACCGACGGAACCAAAGCACUACUCAAGAUUGAAAACAAUAAUGUGGUCCCUUUCACCUCAGUACCCAACGAUGCUGUCGUCCCAGGAUCAGAUUCUAACCCAGAGGAUGACACAGUACGGGACCGAGAGGAGGACCAAUCAGCCUCAGUCAUGCCAUCUGUGGCACACAUCCUCUCUGACUGUGUGCCAGUUGGGUUUGACACGUUUGAAAAGAUCCAGCUCUCUCCCCUUGACAGCAAUGGCCUGGAGCACAGCCCUCUCCUCAGCAGCUCGCCCAGUCAAACAUUUAAAACUGAGUUUCAACACCACGGUGCUGGUGGCACUAUGCACUCAGGAGUGAGUGAUGAAGAGGACAUAGCAGAGGAAGAAGAGGACCAGUGCCAAGAGGAAGCUGAGAGGGGCUUUUUCCACUGUGAAAACACCAGGUUUAAUGAAGUCCCUAUCCCCGACUUUAUCUCACCCCAAAUCUCUCCAUCAUUGAGUCCGGAAAUGCCUUGCCAGACUUCUACUCUUCUCUGUGGAACUUCUCAGUGUGAUUCUCCCCCUCAGGCAAAACUCCCCUAUCUCACCUCUGACAAAAACAUCCAUCCGGUCUCUGAAAGCCACGACUUCCCAGAGUUUGAAAUAAAGGAGAGGUUCGACAUGGUCAUGGAAGAGCUCAGUUUGUAUUUCGAGAUCAGUGACGAGGCAGGUUAUCAAUCAUCCGAAAGAGCAACGUCUGAACUGUGCAGCGUCAGGGAUCCUGGAGCUGAGAAGGACAACACUGAUUUAAUGACGUGAGUGUUUCUAUUGUUUUUAUUAUUGUUACUGUAUGAUUAACUCAUUUCCCCUUGGGGAUUAAAGGGAUAGUGAACUCCAGGAGACCAUUUUUAUGUCUCUGCAUCCAGUAUGAAGAAAGUUAGAGGUAGUUUCGCGAGCCAAUUCUAACUAGCGUUAGCGCAAUAACCGGAAGUCUUUGGGAUCAGCUAGCUUUGCGCUAAGCUAGCUAGCGUUGGCACGUUAAACGACCUCCAACUUCCUUCAUAUCUCGAACUAUCCCUUUAAUAAAGUAUUAUCGCUCUCAUCUACUAGAUGGAGCAGUAGUGACCGUCCAAGCAGCCAGGAUGCAGUGGAAGAGGAACCACGUGGAAGCACAUCAAUGAGAGAUGAUGACCACGGUCUGAAAACAUAUCAAGCAGAACCAGAAACUACAUGUACCACUGGGGGCCUUGACUGUGAGCAGGAGGUGCCUCUUGAAUGCAGCCAUCACGGCACAGAGGGAGAGGACUCCAUGUACUCUUCAGUCAAGCACAAAGGUUGGUGUGAUUUGACAUUUAACAAAAGGCCUUGGUCUGAAACUUCACUCUCUAGAUAAAUGUCUUGCAUAAAGACGUCUCCGAAAACAAGUUUAUUGAUGUAACCCUAGCAAGAAUGUUAACUGAGUACUUAUGAUUGUAAUUGUAAUUUUUAUUGCGUCAAUCAGACACCUAUCGGACGUUUUUUUUCUUCUUGUGUUGUCAAUUUGCAGACUAUCAAUACACGUUCCAAAAUGACAUACAACUAUGGCAAUAAAACACAGCCAUAUAUAUAUAUAUUUUUUUUUUUUGUGGGGACAGUGAAAGCUUAUCAAAACACGAACAGAGUAAUCCUGCCUUAACAUGACGGUAAUAUUAUUGGAUUGUGUCGACAGAUCACCCCAGGGGGCAAGGAGCAGACGAGAAAUGCAAGCUGUGGUCUCCUGCGUUCAUGUUUCUCCCAUGCAUGGACCAGUUAAACCAAAGUAGGUUACACAUCCCCACUCUGAGCUGAGUAUUUUGUUAAAAAUCAGCAGGUUGUAAAAUAUUUUAGUUGAAGUAAGGCGUUUCAGUAAUUUGAGUUAUUUAUUUACUCACUGAGGCCUUUUACUGCUCUUGGAGCAUGAUGCUAUUGACAGCAGCUCUCUAACAUACAGUACCAGUCAAAAGUUUGGACACACCUACUCAUUCAAAGAUUUUUCUUUAUUUUUACUAUUUUCUACAUUGUAGAAUAAUAGUGAAGAAAUCAAAACUAUGAAAUAACACAUAUGGAAUCAUGUAGUAACCAAAAAAGUGUUAAAUCAAAAUAUAUUUUAGAUUUUAGAUUCUUCAAAUAGCCACACUUUGCGUUGAUGACAGCUUUACACACUCUUGGCAUUCUCUCAACCAGCUUCAUGAGGUAGUCACCUGGAAUGCAUUUCAAUUAACAUGUGUGCCUUCUUAAAAGUUAAUUGUGGAAUUUCUUUCCUUCUUAAUGCAUUUGAGCCAAUCAGUUGUGUUGUGACAAGGUAGGGGGGUAUACAGAAGAUAGCCCUAUUUGGUAAAAGACCAAGUCCACACUUUUUUGGUUACUACAUGAUUCCAUGUGUGUUAUUUCAUAGUUGUGAUUUCUUCACUAUUAUUCUACAAUGUAGAAAAUAGUAAAAAUAAAGAAAAAUCUUUGAAUGAGUAGGUGUGUCCAAACUUUUGACUGGUAGUGUAUCUGGCCUGUUAAUUGGAGUUAGGCCUAGAUAUUGUACACUACACUGCAUGCAGCAGGUGGUAGCCUGUUCACACACAUAAGUACAGUACAGUAUAAGGUAUUUAUUCUUGUCUCCUUGCCUUCAGGAAAGCCUGAGCAGCCCAAGAGAUUGGAGCCUCUGAAAACAUGCACACGUCCCAUCAGGGUUGGACUCUCCAAGAAGGCUAAGACUAAACAACUUCACCCCUACUCCAAGUGA